AUCGUCUUGAGACCAUCCCAAGCAUCACGUCCCCCAGACAACAAGCCACUCACGAGGAGCUAGUGUCAAACAAGAUGACGCAGCGGCACUCCCUUUUCGCCAUCGCUUCCCUCCUCCUCCUCCUGCUACUCGCAACCCAUCUCCCACUUAACCGGGCGGCCGGUCAUGACUAUGCCGACGCGCUGUCCAAGUCCAUCCUCUUCUUCGAGGGCCAGAGGUCCGGGUGGCUGCCGCCAGACCAGCGGAUGGGUUGGCGCGCCACCUCGGGCCUCGGCGACGGGUGGACGCACCACAUGGACCUGACCGGCGGGUACUACGAUGCGGGCGACAACGUCAAGUUCAACUUCCCGAUGGCCUUCACCGCGACCCUGCUGGCGUGGAGCGUGAUCGAGUUCGGGGAGGUGAUGCCCCCCGCCGAGCAGCGGAACGCUCUGGUGGCGGUCCGCUGGGGCACCGACUAUCUCCUCAAGUCCAUUUCUCAGCUGCCCAACCGGAUAUUCGUGCAGGUCGGUGAUCCAAACAGUGACCAUGACUGCUGGGAAAGACCGGAGGACAUGGACACAGCGAGAACAGCUUAUGUCGUCGAUGCCCCUAAUCCAGCAUCUGACGUUGCCGGGGAGACUGCAGCAGCUCUGGCAGCAGCAUCCAUGGCGUUCCGGUCAUCAGACCCAGGAUAUUCCGAGACCCUCUUGAGAAAUGCCAUCAAGGCCUUCGAUUACGCUGACACUCACAGGGGAGCUUACAGUGACAAUGCCAACAUCAAAGACGACGUUUGCCCAUUUUACUGCGACUUCGACGGGUACCAGGACGAGUUGCUGUGGGGUGCGGCGUGGCUCAGGAGGGCGACUCAGGACAAUUUGUACCUCGAUUACAUCCAAAACAAUGGUCAGACGCUCGGCGCCGAAGAGAAUAUCAACGAGUUCGGGUGGGACAACAAACACGCCGGUCUCAAUGUGCUCGUCUCCAAGGAAUUCCUGGAAGGCAGCAUGUUCGCGCUCGAAUCCUACAAGGCAUCAGCCGACAGCUUCAUGUGCACGCUCAUCCCCGAAUCAUCGACCGCUUAUCACAUAGACCUCACUCCCGGUGGCCUCAUCUACAAGCCCGGCGGCAGCAACCUCCAGCACUCGACCUCCAUCUCGUUUCUCCUCCUCGUCUACGCCAACUACCUCGAGCGGACCUCGCAGUCUGCCAGCUGUGGCGGCAUGACUGUGGGCCCAGCCGAGCUGCGGCAGCAGGCCAAGCGACAGGUCGACUACAUCCUGGGCGACAACCCAAAGGGCAUGUCUUACAUGGUGGGCUACGGCGGGCAGUACCCGCAAAGGAUCCACCACCGCGGGUCCUCUCUCCCGUCGAUCAAAGACCGGCCCGAUUCCAUCGGGUGCAAGGAAGGAUCGGUCUAUUUCAAUUCGCCAUGGCCUAACCCGAACGUACUCGUCGGAGCCCUAGUGGGCGGACCCAGUGAGGACGAUUCGUUCGAGGACGACAGGGCCGAUUUCAGGAAGUCCGAGCCGACCACUUACAUCAACGCGCCAUUCGUUGGCGUGCUUGCAUAUUUUGCAGCCAACCCAAAUCUCAGCUGAUGAAGAGACUUAGAGGAAGAGCUCAACUUUAGGAGCUCCUUUCUUUUGCAGGAAUAGUACAGGGUUAUGGGAAAUUAUACAGGUCUCUCAUCUUGGGCAUACCAGAGAAGGAAGAGGCCAUUUCCCUUUCGCCUUUUUGUAGAAUCGUUUUUAGGACUAGGAGAGUGUUCUGCAUCGGUUCUGUUUCCUUUAUCUCGUUUGAAAUUCAGCCUUACUUGUCAUUGAGGCACAAAGCUUCAAAGCAAGAUUAGCGGACAACAGGCAUGUCCCGUUUCUCAUGUCUCUGUCAUGAGACCCUUGUUAUCAUUUGCAUUUGAUAUAAGUGAAGGUGAUUGCAAGUGAAAAAAA
Molecule: messenger RNA, 1928 nt
Organism: Eucalyptus grandis
Lineage: Eukaryota; Viridiplantae; Streptophyta; Magnoliopsida; Myrtales; Myrtaceae
Product: endoglucanase 24
Exons: 4
Coding region: 75-1580 (501 amino acids)
Biological process (GO): carbohydrate metabolic process
Molecular function (GO): hydrolase activity, hydrolyzing O-glycosyl compounds
Source: RefSeq, a predicted model, not a curated record